GGCAUGGGCUUCAGUCUGUUUGCCAGCCUCGACAUGGAACGUUGGCAUAAUCGGGUGGCCGUGGUGACCGGAGCCAGCUCGGGUAUUGGGGCGGAGUUGGCCAGGAAACUGAUCGCCGCUGGCGUGGUGGUGGUGGCCCUGGCCCGACGCCUCGAUCGGCUGGUGCAGCUGUCCCAAGAGCUGGGCCCGCAGCUGCACAUCCGCCAGUGCGAUGUCACGGACGUGGACUCGGUGAAUGCCGCCUUCGACUGGAUCGAGGAGCGGCUGGGCGGCGCUGACAUACUGAUCAAUAAUGCCGGCAUGCUCUCGGGCGGCCAACUGCUGACCAUGGCCCUGGACACGGUCCAGCAGGUGCUGCAGACGAACAUCAUGGGCGUGAUCUACUGCACGCAGCGCGGCUUCCAGUCGAUGCGCCAGCGCUCGGCGACCGGCCAUGUGGUGCUGCUGAACAGCAUCGUGGGCCACUAUCUGUUCAAUUCGCUGCCGGGCAGCCAGCAGGAGCUCAAUGUGUAUCCUGCCACCAAGCACGCGGUGACAGCCCUCACAGAGCUUUUUCGCCAGGAGAUGCGCGAGUUCAAGACCCAAGUGAAGGUUACGAGCAUCAGUCCGGGCCUGGUGGACACGGAGAUGGUGCCAGAGGCCUACAAGUGCCUGCCCAUGCUGCAGGCCGAGGAUGUGGCCAAUGCCAUCAUGUACGCCCUGGCGACCCCAGCCCAUGUGCAGGUGCACGAGCUGACCAUCAAGCCCCUGGGCGAGCCAUUUUGAGUGACAUCCGAACGCUGGCCAACAGGGGGCCUAAUCGGACGAGAAUAAGGUAUGGAAAUACCCCAAGAAUCCUGAAACACUUAUGGCAGGCAAUAAUCGGAAUAAGUAUCGUCUAUCGCCCUCUGAAGAUCAAUAUAAAUUAUCGAAUAAAUAAUUUUUAUUUUAUUUUAAUUAUUUGUAUC
This is a messenger RNA of Drosophila obscura, 947 nucleotides long. Its product is annotated as farnesol dehydrogenase. The record is from RefSeq and is a predicted model, not a curated record. NCBI's taxonomy places the organism in Eukaryota, Metazoa, Arthropoda, Insecta, Diptera, Drosophilidae. The transcript is spliced from 3 exons. The coding region runs from base 4 to 765 and encodes 253 amino acids.